This is a messenger RNA of Hydra vulgaris (swiftwater hydra), 1316 nucleotides long. Its product is annotated as alpha-1A adrenergic receptor. Gene Ontology annotation, molecular function: G protein-coupled receptor activity. Gene Ontology annotation, cellular component: plasma membrane. NCBI's taxonomy places the organism in Eukaryota, Metazoa, Cnidaria, Hydrozoa, Anthoathecata, Hydridae. Gene Ontology annotation, biological process: G protein-coupled receptor signaling pathway. The record is from RefSeq and is a predicted model, not a curated record.
AUGAAAUCAAGAUGACAUCACUUAUGUUGCAAAAAAUGUUAGUAAAUAUUUAUCGAAAUUUAAAAAAAUAACAUAAGUGAAAUGAAAAGAUGCAAAUAAAUUUCAUGGUAGAAUGAACGUAAUUUGUUCACACACAAAGCCAUUGGAUUUGGAAAAUGGCAUUAUCUUUGGAAUUCUGCUUUGUAUAGCUACAUGUGCAGCUACGUUUUGCAACAUUCUGGUUUUAACAAUUUUUAUAAAAAUGUGGAAAAAAUCGGCGUCAAACCAUAUUUUACUGUCACUUGCCAUUGCUGACGUUCUUGUUAGCGUCAUACUUGGUCCGAUCACAGUUUUGCAGCUUUUCGAUGUUGAAAUAUCGAAAGAGUGUACAGCAAAUUUUAUUCGCGGUUAUUUUUUAAUUUUUCUUGUCGGAUCAUCUCUGCUCACAUUAGCUUUGGUAUCAUAUGAUCGAUAUUUGUUGCUGACAAAACUUUCAAAUUAUAACAAGUAUAUGACAAUUAAUAAGGCUAUUUUUUUAAUAGUAUUUUCGUGGGUUUUUCCAGGUUUAAUUCCGAUUACAAAGAGAAUAUAUGUGUUCUACUCUAUCUUAUGUAUAAUUAUGUACACUUUUCCUUUGAUUGCCUUGGUGACUUUUUAUUUACUAAUUACAAGAGAAGUACGCAAACGAGAAAAAGAUCUAUUUUUCAAAAAGUAUAACAGUUCUAAAAAAUAUUGUCCUGCAGAGCUCAAUAUACACUCCGAUGCUGAAGGUGUUCGACAUCCUAAUGCCGAGAGUUUUAGAAAACAUUUCACACAUUUAAAGUUAGCUAAGUCCAUUACAGUCUUAAUUGCAUGUUAUUUUGCUUGUAUAUUUCCACUAAACAUUUGGAUGUUCUUGGAAUUAGUCAAAGUCGAAUAUAGCAAAUAUUCCAGCAAUAUUUUUUAUUUAUGCUCUCUGUUACUAAUGCAAGUUAACUCCUGUAUAAAUCCUGUCAUAUACUUUUCGAAACAAAAGGAGUUUAAAAAAAAGUUUAAAAAUAUAUUUAAGCGUAGAACAUCAGCAACGCCUCCUUUGGACUAAACAAAAAUUGUUGAAGUCUUUUUAUAUAAAGUGAAAUUGAUGCAGAAACUUAGGGUUGCCUAUAUGUAUCAUUGCAACUAAAGACAGUGUAAUAUAAAAAUGGGUGUACAUAUAAUAAAUGACAAUGAAUUUUAAAUAAGCCUAAAGAAUGAUUUUGAGCAAUGGUUGCAUAUGUAUAUAUAUAUAACCUUUUUUUUAUUAUCUUUCAAUUUAAAUAUUUUUUUAAAUUAUAUAUUAUGAUAAAAGUUUCAAUUUU